Molecule: messenger RNA, 3133 nt
Organism: Ictalurus furcatus (blue catfish)
Lineage: Eukaryota; Metazoa; Chordata; Actinopteri; Siluriformes; Ictaluridae
Gene: btbd3a
Product: BTB (POZ) domain containing 3a
Exons: 5
Coding region: 460-1845 (461 amino acids)
Biological process (GO): dendrite morphogenesis; cerebral cortex development; neurogenesis
Cellular component (GO): cytosol
Molecular function (GO): protein binding
Source: RefSeq, a predicted model, not a curated record
AAGAUGGCCGUCUUCAGACUCUUUAACUGACUUGAAACUUUUUUCCCCCCUCGAGUGUCUUUUAAGAUUGGAAGAUUUCCCGAAGUCAUAUAAAAGCCACUGAGUGAUAUUCUACACCUGUUAGAUGAUAUUUUCUCUUGUUUAUUUAGAAAUGAAGCGUGUCUUGUUAUUUUGUUUACCAACAUGUUGCUAGCUUGUUAGCUGGUGUUUACACGCUAGCCUGGCUAAUCCAGCUGUGUGAAUCACACCGCUCUGAAGAACAUCUGCCGGCAUCCUUGGCUUGAUAAGGAUCAAGCUGUGUUUUUGUAUUUAUAGAAAUGCGAAUCUGAGGUGCUUGAGGUUUUUUUGGUGAAGCGGUGAUACCCGGCGUUACCAUACGAAGUACCUCUCUUCCUCGUCACCAAGUCUGGGAACAGUUUGGCCAUGAGUGCACCCUGAGUACAUUUCAGCUGCGACAAAAUGGCCGCCGACCUUUACGCUGCUAAGAAGUUGCCCUCGGUGACGGCUACGGCGGUGCAGCAGUACCAACAGCAGAACAUCAGCAACAACAACACCGUUCAGGGCUGCAACUGGCAAGGCCUCUAUCCCACCAUCAGAGAGAGAAACGCAGUCAUGUUUAACAACGAGCUGAUGGCAGACGUGCAUUUUGUAGUCGGCCCUCCCGGGGGCACGCAAAGAGUGCCGGGGCACAAGUACAUCCUGGCCGUCGGGAGCUCCGUGUUCUACGCCAUGUUCUACGGGGAGCUGGCGGAGGAUAAGGACGAGAUCCGCAUCCCAGACGUCGAGCCACAUUCCUUCCUGGCCAUGCUCAAAUACAUCUACUGUGAUGAGAUCGACCUGUGUGCGGACACCGUUCUGGCCACGCUGUACGCCGCCAAGAAGUACAUGGUUCCUCACCUGGCGCGUGCCUGCGUGGCGUUCCUGGAGACCAGCCUGAGCGCUCGUAACGCCUGCGUGCUGCUGUCGCAGAGCUGCCUGUUCGAGGAGCCGGAGCUGACGCGCCGCUGCUGGCAGGUGAUCGACGCGCAGGCCGAGCUCGCGCUGCGUUCUGACGCCUUCUGCGACAUCGACCUGCGCACUCUGGAGAGCAUCCUCCGGCGUGAGACCCUCAACGCCAGUGAGACGGUCGUUCUGGAGGCGGCGCUCAGCUGGGCCGAGGCCGAGUGCCAGCGCCGCGAACUCCAACCCACUGUCGAAAACAAGAGGCUGGUGCUGGGCGAGGCUCUGUACCUCAUCCGCGUCCCGGCGAUGUCGCUGGACGAGUUCGCCAACGGCGCGGCGCAGUGCGGCCUGCUCACGCUCGCCGAGACCAACGCCGUCUUCCUGUGGCACACGGCGGCGAACAAACCCGAGCUGCCCUUCGUCAGCCAGCCGAGGAAAGGCCUGACUCCCCAGCGCUGCCACCGCUUCCAGUCGUGUGCCUACCGUAGCAACCAGUGGCGUUACCGCGGACGCUGUGACAGCAUUCAGUUCGCCGUGGACAGGCGCGUGUUCAUCGCCGGCUUCGGCCUCUACGGCUCCAGCUGCGGCUCGACCGAGUACCAGGCCAAGAUCGAGCUCAAGCGGCAGGGCGCCACGCUGGGCCUCGCCGUCGUCAAGUACUUCUCGGACGGCUCCAGCGGCACGUUCCCGGUGUUCUUCGAACACCCGGUGCAGGUCGAGCCCGACACGUUCUACACGGCCAGCGUGGUGCUGGACGGCAACGAGCUCAGCUACUUCGGCCAAGAAGGGAUGACCGAGGUGCAGUGCGGGAAGGUCACCUUCCAGUUCCAGUGCUCCUCGGACAGUACCAACGGCACCGGAGUGCAGGGGGGACAGAUACCCGAGCUCAUAUUUUAUGCCUGAGAGACUUCUUACCGAGGUCAUGUGACAAUCCCCCAGAGGACCGUAUUCUACUCAAUUUAGACAUCAGAGUUUUGUCCCAAGUUGGCAGCUUUCAUGGGGGUGAGGGGUGUUCCUGACUGGCAGCUAGCAAACGUUAAGUUACAGACGAAUCACUAGCACGACAAUCACCGGUGCGCCCCCGUUACCACAACGCUACACGCUACAUUUUAAACAUAACACACGAUUGCCUUAUUGUCCUCUCGUUUCGCUCGCCCAUCGUAAGACGCCCCAGUACGUCCCGACGAACCGCGGUCCUCACUCGCUCUAGUUUUACUGACGCUAGACACGAACUAGGAGUGGAUUUCCUGCGACUCGACAACAUCCUGUUCGGUUCAGCGCUCUCUAAAGAUGCCUGCCAAGCAAAUUACAAACAAAAACACGGACAAACGUGAGAUCCGCUGAAAAGGUAACCUUUCCGAUCUCUCGGGUCGGUCGGUUUCGCAGGUCUAGAAGGACGGUUACGGAUGACGAAGAGCGGCGUUAACGCCGAUCGCUCUGGCUAGGAACCGACUCGGCUAGCUAGCUAACAAUUUCACACCGUUUUCGUCGACGAGUUCCCGUCCAUCGAGUCGAAGCUUACACUACAGUACUUUUAAGCGUUUGUCGUGGUUUUGUGGACUUGGCUUCAAUCGCACCAGCCGAGUCGCACAGCGCCGUCUGGAUCCAUCGUGCAGACGGGUUCCACGUGUCCCUGCGUCGCGCCUUGUGUUCCUGGUCUGCUUUAAAAAAAAAAAAAAAUAGCUGACUAGUUUCCGAAAACACUCGGCAGUAACAUUACCCCAAAAAGAAAACCGGUGAAGUCCAAGUUGUCGCUGCUCGGCCGUAGUCAGACCACGUAAUUAUUUCCCAUUAGUCACGUUUUUGUACACGUUUGCGUAUGUGUAAGAAAUAAAAAGUGCUUAUUUUGUGAAAGUGAUGCUUGAUUAUUUUUUUUUUAUAUAUACUUGACGUGCUCGACGUUGUCGUGUAUCAGACGUAUCGGAUGUACGUUUUGUGCUGCAGUCACUCGGUGUAAUCCCUGUCGGCCAUUUUGUUUUGUCAGGGUGUGAAAGGUCUUGCCCUUUAACACUUGGGAUUUAAAAACGCCAGCAUUGUUUCUCGAAGGGCUUGACGAUGUGUUGCGCUGCUCGUCACGUUGUGUUUCAUUUACUCCUGGUUAUAAAUGAGCUUUGAUUAUGUAUAUUUUUUUUUCUACUUGUAACUUUCCAUUGGUGAACUGACGCUCGUUAUUGUUUCAUCUGUUUUUCUU